UUCUUCUCUUUCUUUAGCCCUUUCUUUCUUUGCCACUAUAGAGUAUUGUACUUGGUACCGUAUACGGGGUGCCCUGUGAGACUGGAGGGCCGCUCAGGGCAACCGAAAAAAGAAGGGAAACAGACGUCCUGUCAGGCACUUCAUUUCGACAAGGCGCGCGCGAUACCACUCUGGGCCCGCCCUUCCCCCCUGCCCCCCUCUUCUUUUUGGCGUGUGGUAACGUCCCGUCCACUCAGUCAUUGUUUCCCCAUGAUGAAGAGGAGCUCCCCUAAAGAUUGAGAGAGGGAUCGUCAGGUUCAGGCAGUGUUCCAUUGGGGAGAAGGAAUCCCACCCCUCUCCGCUCUCUGGCUCAUCAGCCACCUUUCGGGUGGGGAGAGACGAGGUGAUGAGAUGAGAAUGUGGAGAUCAUGCCUCUGUGGGAGAUCAGGAGAUCAGCACAAGAAAGUCAAUGUGCAUGAUCUCGAGGAGAAGGAGGAGGAAGAAGACGAAGAAGACGAAGAAGAGAGGGGGGUUGGUGUUGUGGAAAGAGAGGUGGACGGUCCGUUGCGGUGGGUGCGAACCAACGCACUCCCCCCCGGAUCCACCACAGCCAACACUGCCCGGCCCACCGACCGCUUCCUUUCUCACUAGGACGAAAUAAAAUAACAUGCCCAUGAUCUCC
Cryphonectria parasitica EP155 is the source of this 661-nucleotide messenger RNA. RefSeq lists its product as uncharacterized. Bases 391 to 630 code for a protein of 79 amino acids. The record is from RefSeq and is a predicted model, not a curated record. NCBI's taxonomy places the organism in Eukaryota, Fungi, Ascomycota, Sordariomycetes, Diaporthales, Cryphonectriaceae. The transcript has a single exon.